Messenger RNA from Dichotomopilus funicola, 300 nucleotides. RefSeq lists its product as uncharacterized. The transcript has 2 exons. NCBI's taxonomy places the organism in Eukaryota, Fungi, Ascomycota, Sordariomycetes, Sordariales, Chaetomiaceae. The coding region runs from base 1 to 300 and encodes 99 amino acids. The record is from RefSeq and is a predicted model, not a curated record.
AUGUCAGCCCAAGAAUACUACCAGCAAGGCCCGCCCCACGGCUACGGCGGCGGCCCGGGACCCCACCAUCAGCAGUAUCCCCAGUACCCUCAGCCUGCAUAUGGCGGUCCACCGCCCCCACAGCAGGGCUAUUAUCCGCCGCAAAACCAGAUGCAAUACCAAGAGCAGACGCGUCACAAAAGUAGCGGUGGUGGGGGUUGCCUUAAGGGCUGUUUGGCCGCGCUCUGCUGCUGCUUCGUCUGCGAGGAGGGCUGUGAAUGCUGUGCGGAUUGCUGCGAAUGCUGUAUGGACUGCUGCUAA